Messenger RNA from Lathyrus sativus (Indian pea), 903 nucleotides. The record is from the annotation of a GenBank genome assembly. Lineage: Eukaryota; Viridiplantae; Streptophyta; Magnoliopsida; Fabales; Fabaceae.
AUGUUGGUUACGGGGUGGUUACCUGCUUAUGUUAAAAUUUCCCCUCAACUUGAUAGGUUGGUGGCGAAACCCUUUUACAACCAAAAAAGUACAAAUCGUAGCUUGAAAUGUUCACCACAACCACAACUGCAAUUGGGAUCCAAUCCCUUCCAACCCAAAAAUUUGAAGAGAUGCUAUUGCAAAACAAAAGACCAAGACACGCCAUUUGCAUCUGAUAGUCCAUGGGAGAGUGGGGAUAUAUGGACCAAUCUUGCUCUCUAUCUAUUCACUCUUCAUAUUCCUCUCAGUUUUGGAGGCUUAUCCGUUGUUUCACUCCUCACAGGACAACAACCUCUUCUUCACCCACAAACUCAGGCCAUAUCACUUGUUACCAUUCAAGUUCUUGAGUUUAAUGCAGCUCUGAUUUUAUUCAAGUACACAGCUAAGCCACAAUAUAGAUAUUCAAAUUUCUUCAAAAAUAAUGACAGGAACUGGUUUUUAUCAUCAGCUCUGGUAUUAGGGUUUCUUGUUCUUCUCAUUUGUCUUACAUCACUACUUGGUGACAUAUUAUUUGACUUUAAGCCUCUCAGCAACCCCUCACUGAAGGAGAUCCUCCUGGAUAGUGAUAUCUCAAGAGUUUGUUGUGUUGUUGCUUAUUGCAUUGUUACUCCUCUUUUGGAAGAAGUUGUUUAUAGAGGAUUUCUGCUAACAUCACUUUCGUCAACCAUGAAGUGGCAACAAGCUGUAGCCAUAAGCUCUGUUAUAUUCAGUGCAAUUCACUUCUCUGUUGAAAACUUCGUACAAUUGUUCAUCAUUGGGUGUGCCCUUGGAUGCUCCUAUUGCUGGACUCGAAAUUUGAACUCUUCCAUUGCUAUUCAUUCUUUGUACAAUGCUUUGACCUUACUAAUAACUUAUUUUUAUUAA